Oryctolagus cuniculus (rabbit) is the source of this 1082-nucleotide messenger RNA. It is a transcript of the gene SDHAF1, whose product is annotated as succinate dehydrogenase complex assembly factor 1. The record is from RefSeq and is a predicted model, not a curated record. NCBI's taxonomy places the organism in Eukaryota, Metazoa, Chordata, Mammalia, Lagomorpha, Leporidae. Gene Ontology annotation, biological process: mitochondrial respiratory chain complex II assembly. Gene Ontology annotation, cellular component: mitochondrion.
CGCGGCGGCGCCGGAUGGCGGGAGGCGGGAGCCAGGGGUUCUGGGAAUGGCGGGGCGGAAGUGCCGGUCGUUUUGAACUUUGGCUUUUGGGGACUGAGCUGCGGCCCGGCUGCUCCUGGGGCGUCCGCCGCGCGUGAAGAGGCCCGCGGCUGCCAUGAGCCGGCACAGCAGACUCCAGAGGCAAGUUCUGAGCCUGUACCGCGAGCUGCUGCGCGCCGGGCGCGGGAAGCCGGGCGCCGAGGCGCGGGUGCGCGCCGAGUUCCGGCUGCACGCCAGCCUGCCGCGCUCCGACGUCCUGCGCAUCGAGUACCUGUACCGCCGCGGGCAGCGCCAGCUCCAGCUGCUGCGCUCGGGCCACGCCAAGGCCAUGGGUGCCUUCGUGCGCCCGCGGGGCCUGACGGAGGAGCCCGGCGGCGCGGGUCCGUGUGACAGCACGGAGGCACCGCCGACCCGGCCUGUAGGGCGGUGACAGGGGAACCAGGGGCCCACCGACUGCGUGGGGGGCCCGGGAAGCCACCUGAUGGAAGGUGACAAGUCAGGGAGCGGGGAAAUGGAGACCCUCCUGGGACCCUCAGCUUCAGGAGAUGGUGGGGAGAGACGCCCACCCUUCCGGAUGCAAAGUGACAGAUCGCACACCCCCGCCACCCCACGAGGGCUUAGAGCGGCCAGGGGCCUCGACGGGCUGGACAGCGUCAUGCAGGGAUCUCCAAAGGCCUGGAGAGCAGGGUCGCCUGCCCACCGCCCAUGGAUGAAGAGAGGCCAAGACGCCCAGCCCUUGACUCCUGAGAACAUACCCACCCCUGGCUCCUCAAGGAGACGGCGCAUUCCUGUGUGUGACUCUUAGAAGAGCAUGCUUUUUGCUGAGAGUUUGGAAAGACGGUGAGAAGCCUGCAAACCACCCACCCACCCCCAUCCCACUUUUCACCUUUGGAAAAACUUUGUGACAAACCAGGAGCUUGAAGAAGGGGCUAGAGGUCCAGCCACCACCCCAGGUGAUCAACUCAAGACCCCUCAGAAUCCCCCUCUCGGGCAUCCCUCCCUCUGCUGUGUUAGCGAAGGGAAUAAAGUUGGGUGUGUGCUUA